GCGGGGCGGAAAGAGAGUCUAACUCGUCCCUCUGAACUCGUCCAGUCUCACCAGAGACGGCUCUGAGUCUCACUCCGCCUUCGUCGUUCCCCUGAUUGUCAAUCCUUCCAAACUGCUUUUCUAACGCGCGUUAGCCUAUCCAAAAAACGAAUAUAUUGCCUUUGAGCUCUAACGUUGAUGGCAGAACGUUCUAAUCUACUUCAGAGAGGGCAACAGCAGGUGUACACAAUUCCUGCUACGCAGAGGCCUGAUGGCACUUGGAGGAAGGCGAGGCGAGUAAAAGAGGGCUACAUACCUCAAGAGGAGGUUCCUGUCUACCAAAGUAGAGGCAAACAGUGGGCACAAGAUCAAGCGACACAUUUCCUGCAACAAGACGACACCAUACAAUCAACGUCAGACGUUACUAGAAGCAAAGCACAGAAGAAGAAUGAAAAACGAAGGCAAAAGAAGAGGGAAACUCAGAGAAAGGGCGAAUGCGAAUCUCAGAGCUCUACGUUUGUCGAUCAGCUAGACGAGGAUUUCAGACAUCUGUCUGUCAGCAAGAAAGACGGAGAGCAAUCAAGACAGGAAGAGAUGCCAGUGACUGAUGCUGCAAAGAGAGCUAGAAACUUGAAAAAGACAUUAAGACAGAUAGAAGAACUGCAAGCUAAAAUUGAUUUAGGUGAAAUCGGUAGCCUAAGCAUGGAGCAGCACGAGAAAGUCGGUCGAAGGGACGCCAUCCUAGCAGAAUUGCAAGCAAUAGAAGAAAGCAGCUAGAUGAGAAUAUAGUUAUUGCCCUCGGUAUACAGUGCACUGUACAAAUGGUGUGUGGUGUGGCGUGGUGUGGUGUGGUGUGGUGUUGUGGUGUGGCGUGGUGUGGUGUGGUGUUGUGUUGUGUUGUGUUGUGUUGUGUUGUGUUGUGUUGUGUUGAGUUGUGUUGUGUUGUGUACCAUUUUGACCAGCAGUGUAGGAUUUUAUUAUGAGCCGUCUUAAAUUGAGAGUCAUCUUCAAAUUUGUCAGCAAUCUUAACUAUAUGUACAAAUAUAAGAUUGAAAUGAAAGCUAAGUGCUAGUGAUGACUUGGCUAAUAGUGGUAAAGUGAUUAACAACGAGAUAACAGUAAAUCAUGAUCAAAUACAUGUAUCCGCUUUCUUCUA
Corticium candelabrum is the source of this 1135-nucleotide messenger RNA. Its product is annotated as partner of Y14 and mago-like. Gene Ontology annotation, biological process: exon-exon junction complex disassembly. Gene Ontology annotation, cellular component: exon-exon junction complex; cytoplasm. The transcript has a single exon. Lineage: Eukaryota; Metazoa; Porifera; Homoscleromorpha; Homosclerophorida; Plakinidae. Gene Ontology annotation, molecular function: RNA binding. Bases 178 to 756 code for a protein of 192 amino acids. The record is from RefSeq and is a predicted model, not a curated record.